Molecule: messenger RNA, 3579 nt
Organism: Dryobates pubescens (Downy woodpecker)
Lineage: Eukaryota; Metazoa; Chordata; Aves; Piciformes; Picidae
Gene: ARHGAP18
Product: Rho GTPase activating protein 18
Exons: 16
Coding region: 1-3084 (1027 amino acids)
Biological process (GO): regulation of small GTPase mediated signal transduction; regulation of actin filament polymerization; signal transduction
Cellular component (GO): cytoplasm
Molecular function (GO): GTPase activator activity
Source: RefSeq, a predicted model, not a curated record
AUGGGCAGGAUCCGAGUUCUCCAGGGGGUGCAUUCAGGACAAAUCAAACCAGAUAAAGGAGCAGAAACCCAGGGGCUCCUUAGGUUCUGUUUGGAUGAUCCUAACCCCAGCGCCGGGCGCCCGCUGCUCGCCGUCCGCGGCCCCAGCGCCGGGCGCCCGCUGCUCGCCCUGCGCGGCCCCAGCGCCGGGCGCCCGCUGCUCGCCCUGCGCGGCCCCAGCGCCGGGCGCCCGCUGCUCGCCCUGCGCGGCCCCAGCGCCGGGCGCCCGCUGCUCGCCGUCCGCGGCCCCAGCGCCGGGCGCCCGCUGCUCGCCCUGCGCGGCCCCAGCGCCGGGCGCCCGCUGCUCGCCGUCCGCGGCCCCAGCGCCGGGCGCCCGCUGCUCGCCGUCCGCGGCCCCAGCGCCGGGCGCCCGCUGCUCGCCGUCCGCGGCCCCAGCGCCGGGCGCCCGCUGCUCGCCGUCCGCGGCCCCAGCGCCGGGCGCCCGCUGCUCGCCCUGCGCGCCCCCAGCGCCGGGCGCCCGCUGCUCCCCGCCCGCUGCUCGCCCUGCGCGGCCCCAGCGCCGGGCGCCCGCUGCUCGCCGUCCGCGGCCCCAGCGCCGGGCGCCCGCUGCUCGCCCUGCGCGGCCCCAGCGCCGGGCGCCCGCUGCUCGCCGUCCGCGGCCCCAGCGCCGGGCGCCCGCUGCUCGCCCUGCGCGGCCCCAGCGCCGGGCGCCCGCUGCUCCCCGCCCGCUGCUCGCCCUGCGCGGCCCCAGCGCCGGGCGCCCGCUGCUCCCUCUCCCCACCCCCAGCGCCGGGAGCUGCUCGUUUCCGAAGCUCAAGCCGAACCGCGGCCUGGCCGAGGCAGUGCUGCUCUGCAGCAGCUCCCGGGGUAUGGCCGGAGCGGAGCCCAGCCCGGGCCGAGCCCCCCGCAGGCGGCCGGGAGCCGCGAGCUGUGUGCGCCGCCGGGCGCGGGCGGCCGUGUCGGGGGCGGGCGCAGGGGCACGGCGGCGGCGGGCCGCAGGAAGCGCUGCCGUCACCCGGCCCUGCCCCGCCGUGCCGGGAGGCUGGGCUGGGCUUGGCCGCGCCGGGCAGGGGCCGGGGCCGCCCCGCUCAGCGUAGCCAGAAGGGAUGCGGCGGCGCACGCCAUGAACUGGCGAUCCGGCUCCCGCGGCGUGGUCCUCACCGCCUACCACCCCAGCGGCGGCGGCGACGGCCCCGGAGGCCGCCGGUCCGGCCAGUACACAAUGAACCAUGAGGCCUGCAGGAGCAGCCCUGAGGGAGCAGCCUUUGCCCGCUCCGCAUCCCAGGACUCCUUGGAUGAGCUCUCCAUGGAUGACUACUGGAAAGAAGUGGAAAACAUCCAUGAAACCAGAGGCCACAACCACGAGGAGCCAGUGGUAGUGAAAGAGCCAGAUGAGGGAGAACUGGAAGAAGAAUGGCUGAAGGAGGCAGGCCUGUCAAAUCUGUUUGCUGAGAGCUCUGGUGACUCCCUGGAAAGCAUGGUGUUCCUGUCCACCCUCACCAGAACCCAGAGGGCAGCAGUGGAAAAAAGAGUGGAAACUGUCACCCAGACCAUGAGGAAAAGGAACAAGCAGCACCACAUUCCUGAUGUCAGAGAUAUCUUCAGGCUACAAAAUGACUCAAAGGGAAAAGUCUGUGAUGGAAGUGACCCCUCAGCUGUGCCAGCAGGUGAGAACAAACCUGAAGCCCAGGAUGGAACAAAAGGUCCACAGUUCAGUCUGGGAGCAGCAGAAGAGAAGAGCCCUCUGGAGGAUGUGCCAUCUUCAGACACUGACAUCAACCUGGAGAUCUCAUUUGCAGAGCAGGCAGCUAAUCUCAAGGACCUCUCAGGAGGCAAAAUCAGCAGGGGUGGAGCGGGGGACACUCUGCUCCCGAACUACAGGGUGCCGAAGGACAAGACAGGGACCACCAGGAUUGGUGACCUGGCCCCUCAGGACAUGAAGAAAGUCUAUUCCUUAGCACUGAUUGAGCUCACUGCUCUCUAUGACAUACUGGGGACAGAACUCAAGCAGCAAAAAGCUGUGAAAAUCAAAACCAAAGACUCUGGCUUGUUUGGUGUCCCACUGUCAGUUCUACUGGAGCAGGACCAGAAGAAGGUGCCAGGAACCAAGAUUCCACUGAUUUUCCAAAAGCUGAUCACCCAGAUAGAAGAAGCAACUCUGGAAACUGAAGGACUUCUUAGAAUCCCAGGAGCUGCAACAAGGAUAAAGAGUCUUUGCCAAGAGCUGGAAGCAAAAUUUUAUGAGGGGACAUUCAACUGGGAGAAUGUAAAGCAGCAUGAUGCAGCAAGUCUGCUGAAGCUCUUCAUCCGGGAGCUGCCUCAGCCCCUCCUCACCGUGGAGUAUCUCAAAGCUUUCCAGGAUGUGCAGAAUCUUCCAACAAGGAAACAGCAGCUGCAAGCUUUGAAUCUUUUGGUUCUCCUUCUACCUGAAGCCAACAGAGACACUCUGAAGGUGCUGCUUGAGUUCCUCCAAAGGGUCAUUGAGCAUCGGGACAAAAACAAAAUGACCCUGAAGAACGUUGCCAUGGUGAUGGCCCCCAACCUCUUCACCUUCCAUGGCUUUGGCUCCAAGGCCAUCGAGCAGAGGGAGUUUGUCAUGGCAGCCGGGACGGCGUCCGUCAUGCGCUUCAUGAUUCAGUACCAAGACCUGCUCUGGACAAUUCCCAAGUUUAUUGUUAACCAAGUGAGAAAACAGAAUGUUGAGAAGCAGAGGAAGGAGAAGAAGGACAAAGCCAUGAAGAAACUCCUGAAGAAGAUGGCAUACGACCGGGAAAAGCACGAGAGGCAGGAGAGGAGCACCACUGAGGCUGAUGUUCCUCAGGGAGUGAUACGGGUGCAAGCUCCUCAUCUCUCCAAGGUUUCCAUGGCAAUCCAGCUGACAGAAGAGCUGAGAGCAGGGGAUGUGGUAGCCAGGUUCCUCAGCCAGAAGAGUGGAAAUGUCCAAACACUCAAGAAAGAAGAGGUCUUUCUCUAUGAAAUAGGAGGAAAUAUUGGAGAGCGCUGCCUGGACGACGACACCUACAUGAAGGACCUCUACCAGCUCAACCCAAAUGCUGAGUGGGUUAUAAAGCCCAAGCAGAGCUAAGGUCACCACUGGUGGCAAGAGAAGAACCUGGGGACUUCUUUCUCAAUGUUUCAGGGGGGGCAGUGUGUCCUUGCAGCAUCCAGCUGAGCUCCACAGAGACAUAGAACCUGGCCCAGAUUUUAAAGCAGAGGUGCUGGAAACCCAGCAGUGAUUUGCAGUAAGUUUGGAGUUUGACUUGCAGCAAAACCCCCAACAAAUACUAAUUUGGAGCUAGCAGGUUUGGAACAAGUACCUUAAAUCUUUGACUGGCACUAAGCUACCUCCCACCUGGCAGGUCCUGUUUCAGAGGAAUUUACCUUGGCAAACAGAUGGUGAAGCUGCUUCUGUCAGAGGUCCCCAGCCUGUUUGUGCAGGGCUGUGUGCUCCUGCAGGUCCUGCCAGCACCAGAGAGGCAAAUCCUGCUCAGCACUUCAGAGUGGGACAGUAUUAAAAGCACCUAAAAGCAGCCCUAGGAAAUACCCAACUGCAUGUGGAAUUCCCAGGGAAGGAGAAGAA